Megalops cyprinoides (Indo-Pacific tarpon) is the source of this 1217-nucleotide messenger RNA. It is a transcript of the gene hes1, whose product is annotated as hairy-related 6. Gene Ontology annotation, biological process: anterior/posterior pattern specification; Notch signaling pathway; regulation of transcription by RNA polymerase II. The record is from RefSeq and is a predicted model, not a curated record. Gene Ontology annotation, molecular function: DNA-binding transcription factor activity, RNA polymerase II-specific; protein dimerization activity; RNA polymerase II cis-regulatory region sequence-specific DNA binding. The transcript has 4 exons. Lineage: Eukaryota; Metazoa; Chordata; Actinopteri; Elopiformes; Megalopidae. Bases 273 to 1085 code for a protein of 270 amino acids. Gene Ontology annotation, cellular component: nucleus.
CAGGCAGCUGUAAACUCAGCGGCAGUUACAUCAUUCUUCUCAUUGCCACUCCACCAGGGACACAUUUUUCAUUCAUAAAGGUGUACUACUAUAAUCACUGCAUCUUUGCAGACACUCUCAAGGAAAGGAUUUUGCUUGUCAUAAACUGGGAUUUGGUAUUUCAAGAGGACAGUGACGGCGAAGAAUCAACAUUUUUAAAUACAGCACUCGCAUCAACAACAGUUUUGUGGGAUCCGCAAUAUCUAAAACGUGUGGGAUAUUUCCAAGAGAAGAUGCCGGCAGACAUGAUGGAGAAAACCUCCUCUUCCCCAGUUGCUGCCACCCCUGCGAGCAUGAACACAACACCCGAUAAACCCAAGACGGCUUCGGAGCAUAGAAAGUCAUCUAAGCCAAUUAUGGAAAAAAGGAGAAGAGCGCGAAUCAACGAAAGCCUGGGCCAGUUGAAAACGCUGAUCUUGGACGCGCUCAAGAAAGAUAGCUCCAGGCACUCAAAGCUGGAAAAAGCGGACAUCCUUGAAAUGACGGUUAAGCAUCUCAGAAACCUGCAGAGAGUGCAGAUGACUGCUGCUUUAAACACGGACCCCACUGUCCUCGGGAAGUACAGAGCAGGAUUCAGUGAGUGUAUGAAUGAAGUCACCCGGUUCCUGUCCACCUGCGAAGGGGUUAACACCGAGGUCAGGACUCGGCUUCUCGGUCACUUAGCCAGCUGCAUGACACAAAUCAACGCCAUGAACUACCCCACCCAGCACCAGAUCCCUGCCGGCCCUCCUCAUCCGGCAUUCGGUCAGCCCAUGGUGCAGAUUCCCAACGCGGCGCCGCAAGGCAACGUAAUGCCCCUAAAUGGAGUGCCUUGCAAAGGUGGCUCCUCGACCAGUUUACCAUCAGAAGCAACAAAGGUGUACGGCGGGUUCCAGCUUGUCCCGGCAACGGAUGGACAAUUCGCCUUUUUGAUUCCGAAUGCGGCUUUUGCACCAAAUGGACCAGUUAUUCCCGUGUAUGCCAACAACGUCAGCACAACGGUUCCAGUGGCGGUCUCUCCUGGCGCGCCGUCAGUGACCGCAGACUCUGUGUGGAGACCCUGGUAGAGAGAAGGCCCGUUACUAAGACUUUGAAAUUUGAAGAUUAGAUUAUUCUUGAAAUGUUACGAGAUUCUGAAAUGUUGUUUUUUUUGUAUGAAAAUGUAUAAAAGAGAAGAUGCUGCACUAUAUUUGUAUAUA